Molecule: messenger RNA, 9737 nt
Organism: Danio rerio (zebrafish)
Lineage: Eukaryota; Metazoa; Chordata; Actinopteri; Cypriniformes; Danionidae
Source: RefSeq, a predicted model, not a curated record
AUGAACCUGAUUCCAACCGCCACAAUUGAAAUGGUUGCAGGACUGACCUCACAGCACAACGAGCUGAUCUGCAGCACAUGGGGAAACUACCAUUACAAGACCUUCGACGGCGAUUACUUCCAGCUCCCGUCGACCUGCAACUACAUCCUGACGUCACACUGUUCCAGCAGUUACGAAGACUUCAAUGUCCAGCUGAGACACGAGCUGCUGAACAACGAGCCCACCGUCAGCAAGAUCACCAUGAAGCUGCAGGGCACGAUCAUCGAGCUGAGCAGAGACUCUCUCAGUGUUAAUGGACAGACAGUAACACUGCCAUACAGCAGCGCUGAAGUCUUCAUCGAGAGGGUGACCUCUUAUAUCUCAAUCAAGGCGGCUUUGGGACUAGUAGCCAUGUGGAAUGAAGAUGACUCCUUCAUGAUCAGGUUAGAUGAAAAAUACCGGAACCAAACGUGUGGACUGUGUGGGGACUUCAAUGGCAUCCCAGUUUACAAUGAGUUUGUCAGUGGAGGGAGUUCGCUGUCUGUCUCUGAUUAUGGGAAUCUCUGGAAGUUGGACGGCCCUACAGAAACCUGCACUGAAGACACCAUGUUUCUGAACGAAAACUGUGGAGAUGAGAAUUUCUGCCGUGAUAUUUUCUCCAGUCCAGUGUUCAGUGACUGCAGAGGUCUGGUGUCCAUUGACUCCUUUGUUCAAGUUUGCAUUCAAGACUUGUGUCACUGCAACAGCUCUUCUGGAGCUUUCUGCCUGUGUGAUACGAUCGCUGAGUAUUCCAGACAGUGUGUGCAUGCAGGAGGAAAACCUGAAGAAUGGAGAACUGAGUAUUUCUGCCGUGAGUUGCCUCAUCUUUGUAGUCCUGCAUUCAUGUUGAGGGCACAAAACUGCACUGCAACUGACUUUUAUUUGUUUGUUUUGUAUAUCACAGCUCAUCCUUGCCCAGAAACCAUGGUGUACAGCCAGUGUGGAAAUCCCUGCACAGACACCUGUACCAACUCUGAAAGAGGACAAGUGUGUGCGCAGCACUGCAUUGAUGGAUGCUUCUGCCCUCCUGGUCUGACUGAAAGACACAGGUGUUUCACUUAUUUCAGUGUGUUUAAAGUUCACCCUCACUGUUUGCUCUUAAUUAUGCAAUGUUUAAAUAAAAGCUCAUUUGGUCAUUGUUAUUUCUCCUUCAGCACCUGUGACCAGGGGCAGUGGGAUUGUUACAUUAAGGAUUGUCCCCAUUCAUGUUCAGUGGAGGGCGGAUCCCACAUUACCACAUUUGAUGGAAAAGCAUACACAUUUCACGGAGACUGCACUUACGUCCUGUCCAAAGUAUGUACAUCUCUGAGCUUGAAGACAAUUCUAUUUAUACAUUGCUCUGGCACAGAAUUCACAGUUCUAGGAGACCUGGUGAAAUGUGGUCUGACUGAGACCGAAACCUGUCUGAAGGCAAUAACCGUGGCGUUGUUUGAUGGAAUUACUUUUCCAGCUUCAGUGAGUGUUUUCAAGCCCUCCUCAUUCUACAUCAUCAUUGAAGCUCCGCUGAUUGGGCUUCGUCUGGAGAUCCAGCUGGUGCCAAUAAUGCAGCUUUACAUCACAGCCAAUUCAGUGUAUCAAGGAGAAACAUGUGGUCUUUGUGGCAAUUACAACAACAUGGAGGCUGAUGACUUCACAACCAUCGGUGGACUCCGGGAAGGAACAGCUCUGGAUUUUGCCAACACCUGGAAAACAAGAGCAAGCUGCCCAGAUGUUAAGAGAAGCUUUGAGAACCCGUGCAGUCUGAGCACAGAAAACGAGCAAUAUGCACAGCACUGGUGUUCCCUGCUGUCUGAUUCCUCGUCAGUUUUUGCUCCGUGUCACACUGAAGUCAACCCUGAAGUCUACAAAGCAAACUGCAUCUACGACAGCUGUAACUGUGAGAGGAGCGAGGACUGCAUGUGUGCUGCUUUAUCGUCAUACGCACACGCUUGUGCCGCCAGAGGGAUCCUGCUUGAGGGAUGGAGAGACGCUGCAUGCAUGAAAUACACAGAAACCUGCGCCGCCACCACAGUUUACUCAUAUCAGAUGACGAGCUGCGGGCGCACAUGCAGGUCUCUCAGCCAGGCUGACGGUUCCUGCACCCAUGAUCAUGUGCUGGUGGACGGCUGCGGCUGUGCUGAAGGAAAGUACAUGAAUGAGAACGGAGACUGUGUUGAAGCUGCCGCCUGCUCCUGUUACGAUUCAGGCAAAGUCGUUGCUUUAGGAGAGACCAUCUCCAAAGACGGAGGAUCAUGGUAUGCACAUUUCUGGAAACUGAGCUGCUCUGGUGUAUCAAAUGGAGAAGGAUCCUUAAAUUACAAUUUGACCUUAACUUGUAAUGAAAGGUUACAUAGUGAAUGUGUUUUGUAUAUGGACUGCAUGCAGAUCAGCACAGGGUGUGUUUCUGGCUGUGUGUGUCCUUCUGGACUGGUGUCUGAUGGGAACGGUGGCUGUAUCGAUAAAGACCAGUGUCCCUGCAUCCAUAAUGGACACACCUACCAGUCUGGAGAAAGCAUUAAGAUUGACUGUAAUACAUGUUCCUGCCAGAACAGACGAUGGACUUGCACCACAAACCAGUGCAGUGCCACAUGCAGCAUCUAUGGAGAUGGACAUUACAGAACAUUUGAUGACAAAAGAUACGUCUUUAGUGGAAACUGCGAAUACAGCCUCGUUCAGGACUUCUGCAACAGCACCUCCGGCACUUUCAGAGUCAUCACUGAAAACAUUCCCUGCGGAUCCACCGGCACCACUUGCUCCAAGGCGAUCAAGCUUUUCCUUGGAAGCAAUGAGCUGAGACUGACUGAUGGAUCCUUCCAAGUUGUUCGCAGAGACGCGGGAGAGGAGAUUCCCUACCAGAUGCGAACCAUGGGGCUUUACUUGGUGAUCGAGACCAAAAAUGGCCUGAUGCUCAUAUGGGACAGAAAAACAACUAUACACAUCAAACUGGGACCAGAGUAUAAUGGCCGUGUUUGUGGUUUGUGUGGAAACUAUGACGGGAACGCGAACAAUGACUUCACCACACGCACUCAAGCAGUUGCUGUCCAAGCCCUUGAUUUCGCAAACAGCUGGAAACUUUCCAGUUGUCCAGAUGCAACCCUCAUCCAAGAUCCAUGCGCCCAUAAUCCAUACAGAGAGGCCUGGGCACAGAGACAGUGCAGCAUCAUUACUAGCAGCGUCUUCUCAGCCUGCCAUUCACAGGUCGAUCCAUCUCCGUUCUACGAUGCCUGUGUGAGAGACGCAUGCGCCUGUGAUAGUGGUGGAGAUUAUGAGUGUUUUUGCACUGCUGUAACAGCUUAUGCACAAGCCUGCAAUGAGGCCGGAGCUUGUGUUGCCUGGAGAUCUCCGAAAAUUUGCCCCUUGUUCUGUGAUUAUUACAACCCUCCCGGUGAAUGUGAGUGGCAUUACAAACCUUGCGGAGCUCCUUGCAUGAAGACAUGCAGAAAUCCAGAUGAACAGUGCUCAAACCAGAUACCAGCGCUUGAAGGUUGCUAUCCCCAAUGCCCUCAAGAGCAGCCUGUUUUUGAUGAGGAUAACAUGAAGUGUGUGAAGCAGGAAGAGUGUGGCUGUUUUGUUGACAUGGAACAUUAUGAGGUUGGAGAGCAAGUGCCAACUACAGAGAACUGUCAGUCAUGGUAUGUGUGUAUUUUUAACUUACACACCUUCACUACACUUGUGUCCACAACAGUGAGUGUUGAAUCAUCCACUGAAUUUGAGGUCAGUACCCAGGGUCCAUCUUCAACAACAAAACCAAUCAAAGCUGAAACAACACUUUCAACCACCACAGCAGCUAUCCCAUCCACUACUUUCAGUGUUGUGGAGGGAAGUACCACUGUGCAGCCAUCAGCUCCAAGCAUUUUGUCCACAACAUCCAAAUCAUCUACAGUAACUGAAACAACUGGAGUAGUAACAACAACUGAGACAGUUACUGAGAACGAACUGAGCACUUCUGAGACAACGUUGUCCACCACCAGGCCACCAAAGGUGGUAACAACUAGCCAAACAAUCCAGCCGACAACUACAGCCACAACAACCGUGGAGGAGCUAACGGCAACUUCACCUGAAUCUUCAACACCAUCAAGCACAUCUGUCCCUCUGAGACAAACCUCACCAGCCAUAACAUCCACUCAACCAACAACACUAACAAAGACAACUGCUGUACCAGUCACUACACUUGUGUCCACAACAGUGAGUGUUGAAUCAUCCACUGAAUUUGAGGUCAGCACCCAGAGUCCAUCUUCAACAACAAAACCAAUCAAAGCUGAAACAACACUUUCAACCACCACGGCAGAGACUCCAUCCACCACUGUCCUUGUAGAGGGAAGCAGUACUGUCCAAAAACCCACAGAAACAUCAGCUCCAAGCAUUUUGUCCACAACAUCCAAAUCAUCUACAGUAACUGAAACAACUGGAGUAGUAACAACAACUGAGACAGUUACUGAGAAUGAACUGAGCACUUCUGAGACAACGUUGUCCACCUCCAGGCCACCGAAGGUGGUAACAACUGGCCAAACAAUCCAGCCGACAACUACAGCCACAACUACCGUGGAGGAGCUAACGGCAACUUCACCUGAAUCUUCAACACCAUCAAGCACAUCACUCCCUGUGAGACAAACCUCACCAGCCAUAACAUCCACUCAACCAACAACAGUAACAAAGACAACUGCUGUACCAGUCACUACACUUGUGUCCACAACUGUAACUGUUGAAUCAUCCACUGAAUUUGAAGUCAGCACCCAGGGUCCAUCUUCAACAACAAAACCAAUCAAAGCAGAAACAACACUUUCAACCACCACAGCAGAGACUCCAUCCACCACUGUCCUUGUAGAGGGAAGCAGUACUGUCCAACAUCCCACAGAAACAUCAGCUCCAAGCAUUUUGUCCACAACAUCCAAAUCAUCUACUUCAACUGAAACAACUGGAGUAGUAACAACAACUGAGACAGUUACUGAGAAUGAACUGAGCACUUCUGAGACAACGUUGUCCACCACCAGGCCACCAAAGGUGGUAACAACUGGCCAAACAAUCCAGCCGACAACUACUGCCACAACAACCGUGGGGGAGCUAACGGCAACUUCACCUGAAUCUUCAACACCAUCAAGCACAUCUGUCCCUCUGAGACAAACCUCACCAGCCAUAACAUCCACUCAACCAACAACACUAACAAAGACAACUGCUGUACCAGUCACUACACUUGUGUCCACAACAGUGAGUGUUGAAUCAUCCACUGAAUUUGAGGUCAGCACCCAGAGUCCAUCUUCAACAACAAAACCAAUCAAAGCUGAAACAACACUUUCAACCACCACCGCAGAGACCCCAUCCACCACUGUCCUUGUAGAGGGAAGCAGUACUGUCCAACAACCCACAGAAACAUCAGCUCCAAGCAUUUUGUCAACAACAUCCAAAUCAUCUACAGUAACUGAAACUAUUGGAGUAGUAACAACAACUGAGACAGUUACUGAGAACGAACUGAGCACUUCUGAGACAACGUUGUCCACCACCAGGCCACCGAAGGUGGUAACAACUGGGCAGACAAUCCAGCCGACAACUACUGCCACAACAACCGUGGAGGAGCUUACGGCAACAUCACCUGAAUCUUCAACACCAUCAAGCACAUCUGUCCCUCUGAGACAAACCUCACCAGCCAUAACAUCCACUCAACCAACAACACUAACAAAGACGACUGCUGUACCAGUCACUACACUUGUGUCCACAACAGUGAGUGUUGAAUCAUCCACUGAAUUUGAGGUCAGUACCCAGGGUCCAUCUUCAACAACAAAACCAAUCAAAGCUGAAACAACACUUUCAACCACCACAGCAGCCAUCCCAUCCACUACUUUCAGUGUUGUGGAGGGAAGUACCACUGUGCAGCCAUCAGCUCCAAGCAUUUUGUCCACAACAUCCAAAUCAUCUACAGUAACUGAAACAACUGGAGUCGUAACAACGACUGAGACAGUUACUGAGAACGAACUGAGCACUUCUGAGACAACGUUGUCCACCACCAGGCCACCGAAGGUGGUAACAACUGGCCAAACAAUCCAGCCGACAACUACUGCCACAACUACCGUGGAGGAGCUAACGGCAACUUCACCUGAAUCUUCAACACCAUCAAGCACAUCACUCCCUGUGAGACAAACCUCACCAGCCAUAACAUCCACUCAACCAACAACAGUAACAAAGACAACUGCUGUACCAGUCACUACACUUGUGUCCACAACUGUAACUGUUGAAUCAUCCACUGAAUUUGAGGUCAGCACCCAGGGUCCAUCUUCAACAACAAAACCAAUCAAAGCAGAAACAACACUUUCAACCACCACAGCAGAGACUCCAUCCACCACUGUCCUUGUAGAGGGAAGCAGUACUGUCCAACAUCCCACAGAAACAUCAGCUCCAAGCAUUUUGUCCACAACAUCCAAAUCAUCUACUUCAACUGAAACAACUGGAGUAGUAACAACAACUGAGACAGUUACUGAGAAUGAACUGAGCACUUCUGAGACAACGUUGUCCACCACCAGGCCACCAAAGGUGGUAACAACUGGGCAGACAAUCCAGCCGACAACUACUGCCACAACUACCGUGGAGGAGCUUACGGCAACUUCACCUGAAUCUUCAACACCAUCAAGCACAUCUGUCCCUCUGAGACAAACCUCACCAGCCAUAACAUCCACUCAACCAACAACACUAACAAAGACAACUGCUGUACCAGUCACUACACUAGUGUCCACAACUGUAACUGUUGAAUCAUCCACUGAAUUUGAGGUCAGCACCCAGGGUCCAUCUUCAACAACAAAACCAAUCAAAGCUGAAACAACACUUUCAACCACCACAGCAGCCAUCCCAUCCACGACUUUCAGUGUUGUGGAGGGAAGUACCACUGUGCAGCCAUCAGCUCCAAGCAUUUUGUCCACAACAUCCAAAUCGUCUACUGCAACUGAAACAACUGGAGUAGUAACAACAACUGAGACAGUUACUGAGAAUGAACUGAGCACUUCUGAGACAACGUUGUCCACCACCAGGCCACCGAAGGUGGUAACAACUGGGCAGACAAUCCAGCCGACAACUACAGCCACAACUACCGUGGAGGAGCUAACGGCAACUUCACCUGAUUCUUCAACACCAUCAAGCACAUCACUCCCUGUGAGACAAACCUCACCAGCCAUAACAUCCACUCAACCAACAACAGUAACAAAGACAACUGCUGUACCAGUCACUACACUUGUGUCCACAACUGUAACUGUUGAAUCAUCCACUGAAUUUGAGGUCAGCACCCAGGGUCCAUCUUCAACAACAAAACCAAUCAAAGCUGAAACAACACUUUCAACCACCACAGCAGAGACUCCAUCCACCACUGUCCUUGUAGAGGGAAGCAGUACUGUCCAACAACCCACAGAAACAUCAGCUCCAAGCAUUUUGUCCACAACAUCCAAAUCAUCUACAGUAACUGAAACAACUGGAGUAGUAACAACAACUGAGACAGUUACUGAGAACGAACUAAGCACUUCUGAGACAACGUUGUCCACCACCAGGCCACCAAAGGUGGUAACAACUGGGCAGACAAUCCAGCCGACAACUACUGCCACAACAACCGUGGAGGAGCUUACGGCAACAUCACCUGAAUCUUCAACACCAUCAAGCACAUCUGUCCCUCUGAGACAAACCUCACCAGCCAUAACAUCCACUCAACCAACAACACUAACAAAGACAACUGCUGUACCAGUCACUACACUUGUGUCCACAACAGUGAGUGUUGAAUCAUCCACUGAAUUUGAGGUCAGUACCCAGGGUCCAUCUUCAACAACAAAACCAAUCAAAGCUGAAACAACACUUUCAACCACCACAGCAGCCAUCCCAUCCACGACUUUUAGUGUUGUGGAGGGAAGUACCACUGUGCAGCCAUCAGCUCCAAGCAUUUUGUCCACAACAUCCAAAUCAUCUACAGUAACUGAAACAACUGGAGUAGUAACAACAACUGAGACAGUUACUGAGAACGAACUGAGCACUUCUGAGACAACGUUGUCCACCACCAGGCCACCGAAGGUGGUAACAACUGGCCAAACAAUCCAGCCGACAACUACAGCCACAACUACUUCAGAAGAAGGAACAACAUUAGAAACAACCAAAUCUACAAUUUCACCAGUUGUUACUACAAAUGUUUUCUACUUUUCUACAUCCAUGGAGACCUCAAUUGCCCCCAUUACAAAAACACUACCAUUUUUCACUCUCACCAUUCCAGUGACUACAGACUCCUCUCUUUUCUCAACUACCUCAGAGUUUUGUUGCUUUGUGAAUGAGACAAAUUUCCAUUCAGGUGAUAUCAUUUAUAAUGUUACCGAUGGCUUUGGUUGGUGCUUCACUGCAUACUGUGAUGAAAGUUGUAAUAUCGUGAAGAUUUCAACAUCUUGUGUAACCAGUCCUUCACCAUCUAUUCCUCCCGAAACAACCACGUAUUCUAGUUCAUCAACAGCAGGCACAAAUGAGCCAGAGACAAUAAUCUCGACAACUAAUACAAUCACUGAAGAAACUACACCCUCUCUGCCUAGGUGUGACGCCAUUGAUCCACCUAGACAGCCCAAUGAGGCUUGGUGGAGUGAAUGUCAAAAGUGUGAGUGUGACAGCCAAACACUGACGGUCAUUUGCCGGCCUGUAAACUGUCCUGUUUCACCACCUAUUACCUGCGAUAAACCUGGACAAAUGCUUAUCACAGUAGCAACAGUCGACUGCUGUGAGAUCCAAGAUUGCACUUGCAAUUCGAGUCUGUGUCCUACUCCACCACAGCAAUGCCAACCGGGAUUCACACUUACCCCAGUCAUAACUGCAGAUGCCUGCUGUCCAGAGUAUACUUGCUCACCCAUGGAAGUCUGUGUCCAAAAUAACACAGUAUAUCAGCCCGGCUCGAACAUACCAAGUGAUGAUCCCUGUACGCAGUGUCUGUGCGGACAGGACACUGAUCCUGAAACAAAUCUUCUUGCUCCAGAGUGUCAUUCAUUGGCCUGCAUGAUGUACUGUCCUGAGGAGACUCACGAGUACAGGAAACUUCCCGGUCAGUGCUGUGGAGAGUGUGUGAGCACCGAAUGUGUUGUCGUGCAUGACAACAUUACAGUCAACAUUCCGGUUAACCAAACAUGGCAGCCAGAUGACAAAUGCCUGACAUACAGGUGUGAACGAAACAAUGGGGUGUCAAUGCCGGUCGAAAUUAAGACAGUGUGUCCUGCGUUCAAUCCUGAAGAUUGCAUCCCUGGAACCGAGACAUUAGAUGCUGACGGCUGCUGCCCUACUUGUACACUGGAAAACAAAUGUACAGUCCAGAAAAACAGCACCUUCUUGGUCAGCAAAGGCUGUAAAAGCAGCACACCUGUGGAAAUAACCUCUUGCUCAGGGUUGUGUGGAACCUCAUCAAUAUACUCAGCAGAAGCCAACGCUCUCGUCCACUCAUGCUCUUGCUGUCAAGAAACAACCACCAGCACAAAGGAAGUGACUCUGAACUGCCCAGAUGGGUCAAACAUCAGCUUCUCCUACAUUUACAUCGAGUCUUGUGGCUGCAAGGCGUCCAACUGCCCUGAUCAGUCCACUAACAUGAGGAGACGCCGGAGGAGGAAGUGAACUUCAAACCCUGUACUCUAGAAAUGCAUCUUAUAGUAUAAACCUGUACAUUUUGAACUGUUUGAGAUAAUUAUCUUUAUGGUGUCAUGAGAAUGACAGCUCUUUUGUUUCUUGUAGCUCUUAAUAAACUAAUGCAAACUGAA